Molecule: messenger RNA, 1029 nt
Organism: Haemonchus placei
Lineage: Eukaryota; Metazoa; Nematoda; Chromadorea; Rhabditida; Trichostrongylidae
Source: the annotation of a GenBank genome assembly
AUGUCACAUUAUUCUUCAACGAUUGGUGCCACUCUAGUCACCGAGGGUUUAUGGCGCAAAUUUCAUCAGCAUACCACUGAAAUGAUCGUCACGAAAAGUGGCCGGAAGAUAUUUCCCAAACUCGAGUACAAGCUUCAUGGCAUGGACCCAAAUGAGUCAUAUGCGUUAAUGCUACACAUUGAAAGGGCCGACGAUAUGAGGUACAAGUUCAGCGCAGGAGAUUGGUCAACAAAUGGGAAGGGAGAACCGCCAACACCAUCUCGUGGUGUUCCUCAUCAUGACCUUACAAUUGACACCGGCCGAGGAUGGAUGAGCAAGACAGUUGCAUUUGAUCGAGUAAAAGUCACGAACAAUCAGCAAGACACGGAUACGUUCCAUGUGAGGAUUUUUGCAAUUUUCAGAAAAGAACUUUUAGGAAACAGCUGCUUCCUAAAGUCGUUGGGUACAAUUUUUGGUUAUUCUUCAAUCGAUGCACAAAUACGUUCCGGUCCUGUACGUCUACCAAAUGCCAGAUACGAUAAUGUGGUUGAACCAGAACACGCCAGCAUUAGACCCGUCCUUUUUGGUUGCAGCCAUAAGUCAUUGGUCGUUAACUCAUCAGCUGAAAUGACCACAAUUGCUCUUUCCAGGUUCAACUUCACAGAGUUCAUUGCCGUAACUGCCUACCAAAAUAACGAAGUGACUCAGCUCAAGAUAUCGCACAAUCCUUUUGCCAAAGGUUUCCGUGAAGGUUCAGAACGGGAUCGAAAACGAGCGUCGACCAGUCCGCUCUUCAGUGAGCCAUCACCAAAACGCAUCUCACCCACAGCAGCUUCGGAUGUAAAGGUGAAAUGCGAGCCCUCGUUUGGAAGUGCAUUCCUGUUCCCAUGGACAGCUCCUGUAGCAGAUUCAAACUCUCCAAGGAGCAACGAAAAUCGCCCUCCUGCCAUGCCAUGGUAUAACUAUUAUCAGCAUCCAUUCUACUCACCAUUACCGUAUUAUUACCCUUGCAUGCCAAAUUACUACCCAACGACAACUCCAGAGUGUUAG